Phlebotomus papatasi is the source of this 3401-nucleotide messenger RNA. RefSeq names its product SET domain-containing protein SmydA-8 (gene SmydA-3). The transcript is spliced from 2 exons. Lineage: Eukaryota; Metazoa; Arthropoda; Insecta; Diptera; Psychodidae. The coding region runs from base 559 to 2043 and encodes 494 amino acids. Gene Ontology annotation, molecular function: protein binding. The record is from RefSeq and is a predicted model, not a curated record.
UUGUCUUCACUCGAGCCAAGAUUUUGCAAUUUUAUUUAUAAUUUGCGUGAAAAUUUCCUCAGAUGUGACAAAAGGGGAGAUGAGGAAAACCGGGACAAGUCAAUCAAAGUCGCCGAGGUAGUAUUUCAGGGGAAAACAAACCGAUGAAAAGCAAUUAUUGAGAAGAAGUAUUUAGUGGCCAAUAAGCAAAUGAAAAUUCUUUGAUUUUUUUUUUACGACUUUUCCCACCCACGGUCAUACAGUAUUUAAGCAGAGGCAUAAAUUGAGUCAAUAGAAUGCUAUUGAGAUAGGAAUUUAAGUGGAAAUUGUUGGGAGAUUUAGAGAAAAAACAGAAAAGUCACAAAUGAGAAAAAUUUUCCGUUGAUCGAAUUCUUGGCGGGAAAUUCCGAUUGAGCGCGAUAAGAGGAAAAUUUUUCGGGAAAGUGGCGAGAAUCGGGAGUGGUGGGCAAGUUUAUAUAAAUAGAGAUCACUUGAGGGAUUGCUUCUUCAGUCAGUGUCUGCCUGUGUACCAUUGUGAAUAAAAUUUGUGAUUGUGCCAUAACCUCAAAGCGGAUUGAGAUGGAAUUUGAUGUGCUCCGGAACGAUGAAUUGGGCCGAUUUGGAGUAGCAGGAAGAGACCUGAAAGCUGGAGACAUUCUUCAUACGGAAACUCCCCUCGUGGUGGGACCAAAACAGGAUUCUCCUGUUGUUUGUCUGGGCUGCAAUAUCUUCCUAGAUGGAACUUCUGCAGGCCCAAGGUGUUCCAAAUGUGGAUGGCCACUGUGUCCGGAUUGUAACAAUUCUGAAGCACCUCUGCAUCGUGGGGAAUGCAGUGUCUUUGUGGAGAAUCAUGUAAAAUUUCAAAAUCUUCCCAGAGAAGCUAUGAUAUGCCUUCAACUGGACUGCAUUGCUCCUCUGAGAUUUUUACUCGCCAAGGAAGCAUACCCUGAUCGCUGGGAGAACGAAGUUAGUCAGAUGGAACAUCAUGAAGAUGCCAGGAGACAAACACCAGCCUGGACAGUCGAUGAUACCAACAUUGUCAAAUAUCUUCGGGGUCCUUGUAAGCUCUCUCGCUUCCCAGAAUCCCUCAUCCAGCAAGUUUGUGGCAUUCUCGAGGUGAACUCCUUUGAGGCUCACACACUCAGUGGGAAUCCCGUGAGGUGUAUCUUUCCCAAAUUAGCCAUCUUUGCGCAUUCCUGUGUGCCAAAUCUCACGCACAGCAUCUCCCUGGAUGGCUCCUUCCAGAUGGUCUGUCGGGCUGCUGUUGACAUUCCCAAGGGCGAGAUGCUCUAUACAACUUAUACCUAUACUCUAACUGGGACCAGAGACCGCCAAAUUCACCUUCGGAAAGGGAAAUUCUUCACUUGCCAUUGCCCAAGAUGUUUGGAUCCCACAGAAUUGGGUACAUACUUCAGUUCCCUGAAAUGUCUCUCUUGUCCAAAUGGAUUCAUCCAGUCAACUGCUCCUCUGGAUGAAGCAGCUCCAUGGAAGUGCAAUUCAUGUGAUACCUCAACUUCUGGACAGAAAAUUCAAGAGAUCAUUUGUACAAUCCAGGAAAGCGUAGAAGCUCUCAAAGAACAACCUGCUUCAAGAAGAAAACUUCUAGACACGGAAAAGCUACACAAGCAUCUCUUGGCUACUUUGCAUCCCAAUCAUUACCUUCAGAUGAGCUUGAGGGAAAUGCUGGUAGAGAUGCUGGGCCACGUUGAAGGAUGUGGCCUCAAUGGUCUUCCUGAAAUUCUCCUUCAGCACAAGAUCCAGAUAAUCCGCGGUCUCCUGGCCAUUCUCAAUACUUUCGAGCCUGGAAUGACUCGAGCCCGUGCCAUGAUGCUCUUUGAACUCCAUGCUCCCGUGGCCGUUCUGGCCAGAAAACUCUUCUUUGGCGGAAAAAUACAGCCCAGUGUGUUUAAGGAGAGACUCCAGGAAGCAGCCGUGGCUGUAUCCGAGGCCUAUGAAAUUCUCAAAUGGGAAGACUGUAGACUUUCAGAAGGACUCCUAGCCACAAUCUGCAAAAACACCCACAAUCAGCUAAUCAAUGACAUUGGGGACAUCCAGGAGGCAUAAAUACCUCAGUUCUUGGGCUUGUUGACACGAUAGAACUUCUUUGAGUCCUUCGUAUGGCGUUUCCGGCCGCCGCGACGACGAUUCUUGGGAUAAUCUCGAGCUAGGUGAUCAACGCCCUGGCAGAAAUUGCAGCUGCCACCGUCCGGAUAAAUACCGUGGGCAUUCUUGGGACAGUACUUCGAAAUGUGACCCUAAGCAAUAAAUUAUGGGAAUUUUCACAGAAUUCGUUUUAUUUCCGCAAUUUUCUCGCCUAAAUAAUCGUCUAACCUUGGUUUUUUGAACAAGUAUUUUUAGAAUUAAGAAUUCCGGGACUUACCAUUUGUUUGCACUUGAAGCAUGUGGCAUAGUCAAAUCUGGGACCUUUGUAGACCGGACAGACAUUGUGUUUGUGGUCAGAACUUCCACAUUUCAGACAGAUGUCUCGUGCUUUCUUAGCGAAAACCUUGCAAUCUUUCAGAAGAUGCCCGAGUUCCCGACAACCCAAGCAUCGUUGUUGGGAUUUUUCUCGAGGAAGUUCUCUUGGGAUUUUCUCCCAUUUGUCAUUGUCGUAUUUUGCCUUCAAUUUAGCCUUGACCUUUUCCAUUUUCUGACCAGAAUCCUCAGAUUUCUUUCUAUUUUUGGACUUUUUCUCUGGUAAAGUAACAUCUUCCCCAGUUUUCUCAAGCUUCCUCUUUAUACCUCUGCAUUUAUCUGAAGAUUGAUCCAGAGAUUGUGGAAUUGUUUCUUCCUCAUUUUCAGAGAGAGCUUCCUUUAUCUUUUGUCCAAAAUCAUCAGCCGUCUUUUUAUUUUUGGGCUUUUUUCUUGAUGAAGUAACAUCUUCCGUUUUUUCAAACUUUUUCUUCUUACCUUUACUUUUCUUUGGAAGAGAAGUAUCCGGAGAUUCUGCGAGUACUUCCUCCUCAUCUUCAGAGAAAGUUUCCCACUUUGUUGCUGAAGAUCUUCCUUGUUCUAUGAGGAAUUUCUUGUAAUUUCGUUCCCUUUCCUUCAUAACCUUCUUCUCAUUCUCAUUUUCUCUCUCUGAUUUCUCAUUGUCACCAUCAGAUAAAUCAUCCAUUUUCAGAACAGCAUCUCCACUCUCCUUUCCAUGCCUCUUGAACACUUUUUUACGCGAAAAAUUCCUCUUGAAUUUCUUUUUAUUUUUAGAAAACAUGAUUUUCCUUCAUGCACUGCACCACGUUGUUUACAAAAUAAAUUUUAUCCAAGACACAUCCACACGUGUUUGGAUAAGCGGCGAAAUCAGCUGAUUGGUCACUGAAUUCAAAUAAGCUAACGGCUGUUUUGGAAAGAUUUUGUUUUUUGAAAAUUUAAUAUAUUUUGGAAUUUUAUUAGUAAAACAUUAACUGAAGAUAGAGAACAUU